GAAGGAAAACACAGAAGCUGAAGCUGCUGCGAAUGAGCGCAGAAGAGUGAAGCGUGAAGAGCACAGAGGGUCCGAGCCGUAGCUCACCCAGCCACACACCUGCUUUAUCCCUAUCAUAUCCGAAGACAUUAGUAUCCAAUACUUCUGCUUAACGGUGCUUUCCUCUCCCCAACAUGCUUCCCUGUGAUUUUUGUAGGUAGAAAGUUGUUGUUGGACCUUUAUGGGUCCUCCCACAUUGGCCAUGAACGCAAAAAGCUCUCCUGUAGUCUCAUCAGAUGCUUCGAAGAAUAAAAGACAUUACUCCCUAUUGGAGCAACAAAAGUGUUUUGCAUCCGUCAGCAUUGGAGAAGAAAAGCCAUUUGACUUCUUACGUGUUUUAUUUGAGGGUGUUAUAGCAGGAGGUAUUGCGGGUGUUGUAGUUGAGACAGCUCUGUACCCAAUUGAUACAAUAAAAACUCGCCUUCAGGCAGCUCGUGGUGGAGGAGAACUUCUUUGGAAGGGUCUGUAUUCUGGACUGGCUGGAAACCUUGCUGGUGUCUUACCGGCUUCUGCGAUAUUUGUUGGUGUGUAUGAACCUACAAAGCAGAAAUUGUUAAGGAUCUUCCCGGAGAACCUUACUGCUUUUGCUCAUUUGACUGCAGGAGCCAUUGGAGGAGCUGCUUCUUCUCUUGUUCGUGUACCAACGGAGGUUGUCAAGCAAAGGAUGCAGACUGGGCAAUUUGCUUCUGCUCCUGAUGCUGUCCGCCUUAUAGUUGCUAAGGAGGGGUUUAAAGGUCUUUAUGCGGGAUACGGAUCCUUCUUAUUGCGUGAUUUGCCUUUCGAUGCAAUCCAAUUUUGCCUCUAUGAGCAGCUGCGGAUAGGAUAUAAGAUAACGGCUCAAAGGGAUUUAAAGGAUGCUGAGAAUGCUAUAAUUGGUGCUUUUGCUGGGGCACUCACUGGAGCCAUAACUACUCCUCUUGAUGUGAUUAAGACAAGAUUAAUGAUUCAGGGAUCAGCAAACCAGUAUAAUGGUAUAAGUAAUUGUGUUCAGACCAUUGUUAGAGAAGAGGGACCUGCUGCUCUCUUGAAGGGAAUAGGGCCAAGAGUACUUUGGAUAGGUAUUGGUGGUUCAAUUUUCUUUGGUGUUCUUGAGAGGACAAAACAGUAUCUUGCAGAAAGGCGUCCUGGGUUUCACAAUCCAGACACCAAGCAUGAGUGAAAUUAGCCAAGCCCAUCUGGGUUUAUGUCUCUGGUGAUUUUGUUAUGUUCUUUCUGUGUUUUCUUUUACAUCCUUUUCCCCCUUGUUAAAA
Molecule: messenger RNA, 1289 nt
Organism: Telopea speciosissima
Lineage: Eukaryota; Viridiplantae; Streptophyta; Magnoliopsida; Proteales; Proteaceae
Product: S-adenosylmethionine carrier 1, chloroplastic/mitochondrial-like
Exons: 13
Coding region: 221-1198 (325 amino acids)
Biological process (GO): transmembrane transport
Cellular component (GO): mitochondrial inner membrane
Molecular function (GO): S-adenosyl-L-methionine transmembrane transporter activity
Source: RefSeq, a predicted model, not a curated record